AGCAAGCUCUACUUGCCUUUUCGCUCCUGGAGAAAGAAGCUCUUGUUGCGGCCAGGAAGAAAGACCCCGCAACGCUUCAACAAUCGGCAUUAACACCCAGCUCAACGCUCGUUAAUCGUCCUCUCCAAGUGUCCUCUCUUCUUUUUUGUCGAAUAUGGCUUGUGGGGCGACGUUAAAGCGCUCGAUGGAGUUCGAGGCCCUCCUCAGUCCCCAGUCUCCCAAGCGCAGGAGGUGCAACCCCUUACCAGGGACUCCCGGCACUCCGUCCCCGCAAAGAUGCAACCUUCGAGCGCCGAUGGACACCCCGACGCAUGCCAUGUCGCCGCAGAGCAUGGGAGGCGAGAGCAGACUCACGCCAGAGCAGAUCUUCCAGAACCUCCGCCAGGAGUACAGCCGCAUCCAGAGGCGGCGGCAGCUGGAGGGGGCUUUCAACCAGACAGAGGCCUGCGGCUCCACAGACAUCCCCAGUCCCACUUCCUCCCUGCACGCCCCCAGCUCCCCACCAGGUGCCUCGAGACGGGACCAGCCCUCGUUCACACUCAAGCAGGUGAGCUACCUGUGUGAGCGCCUGCUCAAAGACCACGAGGAGAAGAUCCGGGAGGAGUACGAACAGAUCCUAAACACAAAACUUUCAGAACAAUAUGAAUCGUUUGUGAAAUUCACACAAGAUCAGAUCAUGCGAAGAUACGGCGCCCGGCCUGCCAGUUACGUCUCCUGAACUCAACCGGAGUCCACCAGCUUCCUCUCUUUAUCACAAAAUGGCUGCUCUUCUACAGCCCCUACCACUUUUUAUUUUUACCACCACAUUUACACACACACACACACACACACACACACACACAGUGCCAUGGUUUAUCCGCUUUGUAUCCAAAACUAUUGCUGCUGGCCAAAACCUUUUGAAGAAAUCUUGAGAGACAACCGUGUUAUGUUAUGAAGCCCUAUCUCCUUCCAUAUCUUCCUUUAUAUUUUUCUUUCUUUUUAUUUUUAAAAUUUGACCCUGCAAAUCUCGACUGAAGCAGAUCCCCCCCCGCCUCCCUCCCAUCAUGUCCAAUCUCUGGCCCGGCACUCUAGAAUAAAAAGCUUCUUCCUGG
Messenger RNA from Doryrhamphus excisus (bluestripe pipefish), 1091 nucleotides. It is a transcript of the gene akirin1, whose product is annotated as akirin 1. Gene Ontology annotation, biological process: positive regulation of myoblast differentiation; positive regulation of macrophage chemotaxis; positive regulation of lamellipodium assembly. Gene Ontology annotation, cellular component: chromatin; nucleus. The record is from RefSeq and is a predicted model, not a curated record. NCBI's taxonomy places the organism in Eukaryota, Metazoa, Chordata, Actinopteri, Syngnathiformes, Syngnathidae. Gene Ontology annotation, molecular function: transcription coregulator activity.